Molecule: messenger RNA, 904 nt
Organism: Cyprinus carpio (common carp)
Lineage: Eukaryota; Metazoa; Chordata; Actinopteri; Cypriniformes; Cyprinidae
Exons: 5
Coding region: 151-825 (224 amino acids)
Source: RefSeq, a predicted model, not a curated record
GGACCAACUUCUGCAGCUGUGACCUCUAGUUUGACCUCUAGUUUGACCUCUGCAGUGACACAGACAUCAGAAUGUGGUCUGGAUCGGUUCUGCAGUUUUGGUCAAUCUGUUCCCUGUUACGUAGCUCUGGGAGACAAACUCAAUCUGCUGAUGGUGGACGCUAGCAAAUAUGACCUGCAGAUAAAAAAGAGAAUAAACAACAACACACAAGAUGGUCCAGUUUGUAGAGUAAAGAAUGACAGGAUGAGGAUGAGUGAAUGUGAUCUUUAUAAUAACAGACCUGAAGUGAAAGUCAUUAAUGGGACUGUGAUAAUAAACUGUGUGAUCAGAGCAGAUUCUGGGAAUUACAGAUUAACACUCUUUCACUCAGACGGCACAGAAACAUCUAGAGAUCUUCAAGUGAUUGUUGAAGCUCCUGUUGGCUCAGUGGAAGUGUCAAUCAGCUGCUCCUCCAAUCAGAGGUCAGUGUCCUGCUCAUCUGACGGGGAUCACAUCAUCUACAGCUGGACUCUGAAUGGAGAAAUACUAGAACAAGGACCAAUGAAUGGAAACACCACCAUUCAGCUAAAUGAGGGAACUGAUGGAGACAUCAGCUGCAGCGUGAAGAACCACAUCAGUCACGCACAGAAGACCAUUAGAGCCAAACCCUGUCCUGUGUCUGUGGUGUUUGUUCUGGUCUGGUGUCUCCAGAUGAUGGUUCUGUUCGGUCUGUUAGGAGGUUUUCACAUCUACAUGAGACACACGUCAGGAAAGAAACAGGAAGAUCAGAAAGUGAGAAUGAGAAGAUUUAGAGAGAGACAUGAACACACAGCAGAAGAUUCAUGAGAGCAGCAGCAGAUCUUCACAUCUGUGAGAAAUGAGUUCAGAAUCAGUCCAGCUUUCACCUGUCAACAACAGAUCUUAU